CAUAUAAUCAGCCAUCUUUUCAAGGAUGGUCCGCUUUACCAACAAUACAACAUCAACCAUUUAUAAGUGAUCCAAAGGAGACGAAUAAAAAACCUGGAAGACUCAGCAAUAUUGUUUGUUAUAUUUGUGAGGAAAAAGGACACAUUGCAUCUAACUAUCCAUAUAAGAAAGCAGGGUUAUCAUUUCGCAAACCUGAAUCAAAGCAGGAAAAAGAAGGUGUUGGAGACCGAACAAGUGGUUACGGGAAGAAUCCAUUUGAGAGAGUAGUAAAUUAUUGGAAUCGGGUUAUAAAGCCACCAGCGUUAGUUCGAGUUCCGGAAGAAAAGCUACAGUUAGUAAGGAGCGAACUAAUAUUAUUAAAAGGUUCAAAUUGGAUAAGCGCAAGAAAUCUUGUCUCAAUUGCUGGAAAGAUUCAGAGUUUUGCACGCGCCUUUCUUCCAGCGCAA
Racocetra persica is the source of this 446-nucleotide messenger RNA. Lineage: Eukaryota; Fungi; Glomeromycota; Glomeromycetes; Diversisporales; Gigasporaceae. The record is from the annotation of a GenBank genome assembly.